AAAAACAGAAAAAAAAAAAAAAAAGAGAAAGUUGCAAGUUGUAUAAAAAUAUAAAUUUAAUAAUAAAUAAAUACAAAAUGUCAAGAAUUUGUAGCAUUUGUUUAUCUGAAUCAUCAAAUCGUGCAACACCAUUGUACUCAAAACAUGGUAAUAUUUGGACUGAUACUGGUUUAUCAGAAAUGGUUAAAUCUUGUAAUGAUAUUAAAAUAAAAAAAGCAACAGAUACAUGUGCUUUACAUGUUAUUUGUAAUACAUGUAUUUAUAAAACGUGUUUAUCUUAUUUUAAAAAUGAUGACUCAAAAUUAUCAUCAUCAUCAUCAUCGUUGACAACUUCAAAAAUUGAGCCACUUUUAAAUAUUAUACCGUCAAAAAUUAACAAGAGGAAAGAAAAGGAACAAGAUUCAUGGCCAUCAGGAUCAAUUGAUAAUUCAAUAAAUAAAUAUAAUCGACAUGAAUUGUCAUCAGCUGUUUCACCAGACAGUACAAAUCAAAACAAUGAUUUUCCAAAUAAAAGAAAAUAUUAUCGUGAUCAAAAAUAUUAUGUACCACCAUCAUCAUCAUUACAAUUUAUUAAUAAAAAUAAUUUUAUUAAAAUUAAUGAUGAUUGUUUGGCAAAAAUAUUUAUGAAUCUUUCAAUUGAACAACGACUUGAUAUUGAAAGAGUUUGUCAAAAAUGGAAACAUGUUGCUAGAUCAUUAGCUUGGAGUGACAUACAAGCUAUUGAUACAAAUUCACAAAAAUUUUCACAUAUUUUUAAGCAUCAAAAUGAUGUUGAAAAAAUAAUAUUACGUUGUGGAUCUAAAUUGACAUUUUUAAAUAUCAAUAAAUUGUGUGAAUCAAGCAUAAUAUAUGUUAUCAAAAAAUAUUGUAUUAAUUUAAAAAAUUUAAUACUUCAUUUGGAUAAUUAUGAUGAACAAGAUUUUGUUAAUGCAUUUAAACAUAUGGCUAAUUUACAAUCAAUUGAAAUUAAAUUUAAAGAUUUAGUACCAAAAACAUUGCCAAUUAGUUCACCAAGACUUUUACAAAGUGUCAACAAGGAUAAUAUUGAAAAUAUUAUUGUUUCUUCAUUUUGGAUUGAUUCAAGCAGAACAAUUUAUUAUCCAGCUCCGUCAUUUGAAAAAUUUGGUAAUUUACGUUUCUUAAAAAUAACAGCUUGUUAUCUUGAUAAAGAUAGUCUUGAGGAUAUAUCAAAAUGUAAAAAAUUAAUUAAUUUGGAAUUAAUAAGAUGUAAAAUAAGUGAAAAUAAUUUAUUUAUAUCUCAACUUCCAAAUUUAAAAAGUUUACAAUUAAUACAAUCUGGUUGUAAUAUUGAUGAUUUUUUAAUUGAUUUACGUUAUGAAUCAAGAUAUUUGGAACAUCUUGACAUUGGUGGAACAACAAGUGUAUCAUCAAAAGCACUGAGUGUAUUGUCAAAAUUUAGAAGAUUAAAAUAUCUUGAUAUUGGACUUGUUAAAAAUGUCGAUGAUAAUUUAAUUAUUAAAAUAUCAAAUGAAUGUAAAAAUCUUAAAUAUCUUAAUAUACGUGAAUGUUGUGGAGUAUCAGAGACAGCUAUUAAAUAUCUCAUUAAAAAAUGUGAUUAUUUAGGUAAAAUUGAUGCAUCAAUGACUGGACAUAGUUUAGCAUUACUUGUUGCAACUGCUAAAAUUAUUAAAAAAAGAAAAACAAAUAAUACAUUAAAAUUUGUCAGUCGAUCAUCACUAAUAACACGUUUUUAUCGUCUUAAAAAUGCUGCUUCAUUUUUAUCACCAAUUUUGGAAUUUAGUCAUCAUCCAGAUGAUGAAGAAUGGGGUUAUGAUUAUAAUUAUGAUUAUCAAGAUGAAUAUGAUUCAAAUGAUUCUGAUGAUUCUAAUGGUCAUUCUAAUGAUGACUAAAUUUAUUAUUAUUUUCAUAUAUUAUUAUUUAAUACAUUCAAGUUUUUCGCGCGCUUUAUUAAAAUAAAAAAACAAAAAUGGAAGUAUG
This is a messenger RNA of Aphidius gifuensis, 1959 nucleotides long. RefSeq names its product F-box protein SKIP2-like. NCBI's taxonomy places the organism in Eukaryota, Metazoa, Arthropoda, Insecta, Hymenoptera, Braconidae. The record is from RefSeq and is a predicted model, not a curated record. Gene Ontology annotation, biological process: SCF-dependent proteasomal ubiquitin-dependent protein catabolic process. Gene Ontology annotation, cellular component: SCF ubiquitin ligase complex. Gene Ontology annotation, molecular function: protein binding. The transcript is spliced from 3 exons. The coding region runs from base 78 to 1871 and encodes 597 amino acids.